GAAACAUAUCAGAUAUCUCUCUCCUUCUCUCUAUAAGUCACACCGGCGGAGGGAAGAGGAGAGGAAGCAUCUCUCCGUUCUCUCUUCAACGAUCGGAGGGAAUCUAUCGAUCUCUGGCGUCAACGGCGGUCUCCGUGUUGUAAAACAGCAACACAAAUCUUAUCUUUGCGCUGCUUUUAGAUUUCUUCUUGUUCUGUGACAAACCGUAAGUUAUCGAGGUUGGAGAGUAAAGAUACCUUUUUUUAUUGGAGGAGGAGUUUGCCUAGUUUCGUAGCUUUGCUGUCUAAAGCUGGUCUGUACCUGUCUCCAACUAUCUUGGGGUCUGCUAAACUGGGAGUUUUUAUCAUAUAACUCGAAUCGUGAACUGGGGCAUUCAUAAUUUUUCUUGGCGUCUCGGAUUUUCUGGGUUUCACUGUUAGAAAUUGUUCUUUUCGAGAUCUUUGUGUGCGGUUCUUCUCCCUUCUUGUAGAAGUCGAAUUUUGGGUGAUAAAAAAUGACAAUUGGAGAUAUUUCUCCUAUUGAAAACAGUGGGGACAAUAGGGGCAAAAGAAUCCUUGAUGAGAAGGCUCCUCUACUUCCAAGCAAGCAGGAGGAAACUGGCGGAUUUGAUGAGUUCAAUGGUGCUUCGUUUGCUGGUGCUGUCUUUAACCUCUCCACUACUAUUGUUGGAGCUGGAAUUAUGUCCCUUCCUGCCACCAUGAAGGUCCUCGGACUGGUUCCAGGAAUUCUCCUCAUCAUAUUUUUUGCUUUCUUCACUGAGAUAUCAAUCGACAUGUUGGUAAGGUUUAGCCGUGCUGGGAAAACAGUUUCGUAUGGAGGACUUAUGGGUGAUUCAUUUGGAAGGAUUGGCAAGCUUCUAAUUCAGUUAUGUAUCAUUGUGAAUAAUGUUGGGGUGCUGAUUGUUUACAUGAUUAUUAUUGGUGAUGUGCUUUCUGGAACAUCGUCUAGUGGUGACCACCAUUUUGGUGUUUUGGAAGGAUGGUUUGGACAGCACUGGUGGACUGGUCGGUUUUUCAUUCUUCUGGUUUCUAUGCUGGCAGUGUUUGCUCCAUUGGCUUGCUUCAAGCGUGUGGAUUCAUUGAGGUACACAUCUGCCUUAUCAGUUGCACUUGCAGUUGUUUUUGUUGUAAUCACAGCAGGUAUUGCUAUUGUUAAAUUGCUAGCUGGAAGCAUUGCAAUGCCCAAGUUGUUUCCGGACAUCCCAGAUUUGGCUUCUGUCUGGAACUUUUUUACAGUGGCCCCAGUAGUUGUGACUGCAUAUAUCUGCCAUUAUAAUGUUCACCCUAUUGAGAAUGAAUUGGAGGAUUCUUCCCUGAUAAAGCCGGUUGUAAAGACAUCACUGGCUCUUUGUUCCACAGUCUAUAUAGCCACAAGCUUCUUUGGUUUUCUCCUGUUUGGUGAAUCCACACUUGAUGAUGUGCUUGCCAAUUUUGACACCAAUCUCAAUAUCCCAUAUAGCUCUAUCCUCAGUGAUGCAGUCAGAGUUAGCUACGCUGUGCACCUCAUGCUUGUGUUCCCCAUGAUCUUCAUUGCUCUCCGGCUCAAUGUAGAUGGCCUACUAUUUCCAUCAGCCAAUCCUUUGUAUUCUGAUAAUCGGAGGUUUGCUUCAAUUACAUUGGUGCUUCUAUCAAUUAUUUUCUUGGCGGCUAACUUUAUUCCCAGUAUAUGGGAUGCAUUCCAAUUCACUGGUGCAACUGCUGCUGUUUGCAUUGGAUUCAUUUUUCCUGCUGCCAUUACCCUAAGGGACUCUCAUGGCAUUGCAACAAAAUGGGACAAGAUUGUAGCUGUCUUCAUGAUUAUACUUGCAGUUUUGUCCAACGUCAUUGCUAUAUACAGUGAUGCAUAUGCUCUCUUUAACAAGAGUAAAGCAUCAGACUUCCGGUGAUGCAACUUGAUAUAUGUAGGGAGGAAACUUUGUUAUGAUGAUUUAUCAAGUUGUGGUGGUGUAAAAUUGAACCUAUCAGUGAUAAAAUAACUCAACCUAUACGUUGAGUUGUGUGUUGUAUUGUAGUUUGUAGUAUAAGGACCUCAAGGAAUGCAUUUCCUUAGGUCUGACCAAGAUCAUAAAACUAGUUCUGAUGAUGAAUCAGGUUGUGGUGGUGCAAAAUUGUACCUAUCAGUGAUAAAAUAACUCAAUCUAUACGUUGAGUUGUGUGUUGUAUUAUUGAUUGUAGUAUAAGGACCUCAAGGAAUGUAUUUCCUUAGGUCUGACGAAGAUCAUAUGUCCAGUUAAUGUCUAAUAAAGUUUCAUAUUUGCUUGA
Messenger RNA from Zingiber officinale, 2261 nucleotides. RefSeq names its product amino acid transporter AVT6A-like. Lineage: Eukaryota; Viridiplantae; Streptophyta; Magnoliopsida; Zingiberales; Zingiberaceae. The coding region runs from base 494 to 1885 and encodes 463 amino acids. The record is from RefSeq and is a predicted model, not a curated record. Gene Ontology annotation, biological process: amino acid transmembrane transport. Gene Ontology annotation, molecular function: amino acid transmembrane transporter activity. The transcript has 5 exons.